CACUUUGUGUCUGCAUUUCUUCGGACUUGAGCAUCGACAUCUCGCACUUGGCCGUCACUUUUCUUUCGCCAUUCAUAGCCAUGUGUAAACACAUUCUGAACGCCCAAGUGGCCAUCCGCUCGCACUGCUGCCGAAAAUGGUUUGACUGCGCCGAAUGCCACCAAGAGAGCGAGUCGCACAAUCUCGAGAAGAGCGCCGAGAUGAUCUUUGCAUGUAAGAAGUGCAAGAAGUGUUUCCGCAAAGACGCUGCUGAGUUCGAUGAGACUGAUGAGUACUGCCCUCACUGUGAUAACCACUUUGUCAUUGAGGCACGCGAACCCGAGGCGCGACUACACGUGGAGGGUGAGGAUGCUCGUAUGGACAACCGGAUGCUUAAGGACGAGCGUGUUGCGCGCGACAAGGAGCGUUCCCUCUUCAAUAUUAAAGAUGUGUCAGACCGCAUGGGCUAA
This is a messenger RNA of Penicillium concentricum, 449 nucleotides long. Its product is annotated as CHY zinc finger protein. Gene Ontology annotation, cellular component: mitochondrial intermembrane space. Gene Ontology annotation, molecular function: zinc ion binding. Lineage: Eukaryota; Fungi; Ascomycota; Eurotiomycetes; Eurotiales; Aspergillaceae. Bases 81 to 449 code for a protein of 122 amino acids. The record is from RefSeq and is a predicted model, not a curated record. The transcript has 6 exons. Gene Ontology annotation, biological process: protein import into mitochondrial intermembrane space.